Molecule: messenger RNA, 483 nt
Organism: Colletotrichum lupini
Lineage: Eukaryota; Fungi; Ascomycota; Sordariomycetes; Glomerellales; Glomerellaceae
Exons: 3
Coding region: 1-483 (160 amino acids)
Source: RefSeq, a predicted model, not a curated record
AUGAUAUGCAACCCAUGCCGUGAACCCCAGGCUUUCGGAGCUUUCCCGCGCGAUCCAGGCGUCUGGUGCCCCCGCUCCCAGGACCCCGCGCUACCCCGCAACGUGACGCCACCCGGACGGCGCCCGAUGCUCCUCCGGGAUAAGCAUAUCUGUAGCCGGCUGAUGUGCCCGACAUGGAUCUGGUUCUCAGUGUCAGCCUAUCUGCCAAAUCCUCCCACCGCUGAUUUGGAGUAUCACCCCCCACAAAGUCCCGGUGAUGCCGUCGGCGACAUGAGCCGAGAUAAGAUUAUGGGUUUACUGAUAGAUAAUACCCAAUUUCGUCGUAUGGCACGCUGCAUAGAUGAUAUUUCAUCAAAACCGCGCAGUCUUGGUACACACGAGAGUGAUACGUCGGCUUGGCUAGCGGAGUAUAAAGCAGCCAUGAAUCCAUCAAAAACCGCGGAGGAAUCACCUUCUCCAACAUCUUCCCAACUUGCAAAGUAG